Messenger RNA from Formica exsecta, 999 nucleotides. RefSeq lists its product as uncharacterized. Gene Ontology annotation, molecular function: chitin binding. The record is from RefSeq and is a predicted model, not a curated record. NCBI's taxonomy places the organism in Eukaryota, Metazoa, Arthropoda, Insecta, Hymenoptera, Formicidae. Gene Ontology annotation, cellular component: extracellular region. The transcript is spliced from 2 exons. The coding region runs from base 64 to 735 and encodes 223 amino acids.
UGUUAACGAAACGAACGAUACGUUUUCUUCUCUUCGAGCGCGAAGCUGAAUAGACGAUAGGCAAUGAAGGAAAUGUACAUAAUCGUCUUGUUGUCAUCUUGGGCCGUUGGGAGUUGGGCCGAUUGGGAAUUACAAUGUCCUGUUACAAAAUGCCCAUAUCCAGAGGAAUAUGCAACCAACCUGCCGCAUGAGAACGACUGCACGAAAUUCUAUAAGUGCAGUUGGGGUGUUCCGGUAUUGCAGGAUUGUCCUCUGAUGAUUCCGGAUAACCAGGAAAAAAGACUGCAUUACAAUAGACGCUUACAAGUUUGCGAUUGGCCGUGGCAGGCUGGUUGCGAAAAUUGUACGGAGGCAAGUGUCGAUGACAAGUGCUCGCCGGCAGACAAGAUAUCCGAUCCAAAAAAUGACUGCAAUUACAUCGAUUGCAAUGGUUAUAAAGAACGCACUUGUGAAGAGGGAUGCUUUAGUCGGACGUGUCAGGAAUGCGUUAAGGAUCGAGCGGGCGGGAAUUGCGGUGAAACUAUUACCCCCACGUCGCCAUGCGCGGAGGGCGAUCGAAGGCCACGUGGUCGCCCUUGUGAAUGCACUUUGUAUGAAGAAUGUAUAGAUGAAGAAUGGCAAAUCCAAGAAUGUAAAAACGGUUUACAUUAUAAUCCCGAAACUAAGGAAUGCGACACACCGGACAAAGCUGGAUGCGUGAAGGUUCCUUCUACAAUAAUAGAGAAUAGAUACUGAUUCGCUCCUAUGUUCCGCGCGAUGGAUCUAUCAAACGUGUUGCGAGAUUAAAUCGGAAAGCAAUUGCUGCAUUCUCGGUGCUGAGGUAACAAAUUAUUGUAUAAAAUAAAACGUCUCGUGUAAAAAUAAGACGUGCAAGUUUUGAGUGAUUCGAAAAUUAAUCUUAAAUGUAGAAUUAACAAGAAAUAAUCAAGAUUGAAAAUGUGCGAAUUUUAAGAAAGAGAUUAAAGAUAAACUUGCGUCGAAUUAUUAAACUUGUUUUAU